This is a messenger RNA of Oreochromis niloticus (Nile tilapia), 848 nucleotides long. Its product is annotated as protein S100-B. Gene Ontology annotation, cellular component: nucleus; cytoplasm. Lineage: Eukaryota; Metazoa; Chordata; Actinopteri; Cichliformes; Cichlidae. The transcript is spliced from 2 exons. The record is from RefSeq and is a predicted model, not a curated record. Gene Ontology annotation, molecular function: S100 protein binding; calcium-dependent protein binding; calcium ion binding. Bases 267 to 578 code for a protein of 103 amino acids. Gene Ontology annotation, biological process: positive regulation of canonical NF-kappaB signal transduction; positive regulation of cell population proliferation.
ACCAUUGCUCAACUUAUGUCUGAAUGACGGCAGAUAAUUCUGAUGAAAAGGAAACUGACCCCGUAAGCACUUUGCAGCUGAGUCGAGGGCUCGUGGAAAUAAGGUCAAGGAGGUGUCCGGCGUGAGUACGGCCUGACAUUCCAUUUGGGACAGCUGCCGGACACAUUAGUGCAACUCGGAGUGUGAGCAGCAACUCCUGUAUACUGAACAUAAGAAAAGUAAUGUGUAGUGCUUCUUUUUUUUAAAAAGCCAAGACUCCAGGGCUCAUGCUUUUGUCUCAGGCCACAAAGCCUGCUGUGUCAGACCUGGAGAGCAGCAUGCUCACUAUUAUCCAAACUUUCCACCAAUACUCGGGUCAGAAGUCCAAUCUGAAGAAAGCAGACCUUAAAGAACUUAUCAACAAUGAGAUGAAUAAUUUCAUAGUGAAAAUCAAGGAGAAUGACACUCUGGAUAAACUCUUCGCUGACCUCGACCAGAACGGAGAUCUGGAGAUCGACUUCAAAGAGUUCAUUGCCCUCAUCGCCAUGGUCACCUCUGCUUGCAAUGAACUGUUUGUUCCAAAGCAACAAAAGAAUUAGUUUGCAUGCACAUGGAUUACUCAUUUAAAGAGAGUAUGUGUUUUGUUUUUUUUAGACAUCCUUUGAGACUGGGAGACUAUCAUUAACCAAGCAUCAGAGUUUGAUACUUCUUUUUAGUAUGGAAAUGUUUGCUGAAUACACGCACCAGUCACUUUAUUAAGUACACCUAUUCACCUGCUCAUUAACACAAAUAUCUAAUAAGCCAAUCAUAAGGCAGCAACUCAACAGAUGUAGAUAUGGUCAAAAUGACCUGCUAAGCUCUAACUGCGC